GACUUUACUGGAUUUAUACUCUGGAUGUGGAGCCAUGUCAACUGGUCUCUGCCUUGGAGCAUCCGUAUCUGGUUUGAAACUGGUUACUAGGUGGGCUGUGGAUAUAAAUUCUAAUGCAUGCGAAAGUCUAAAGUUGAACCAUCCUGAAACUGAGGUGAGAAAUGAAGUAGCAGAAGAUUUCCUAUCUUUGCUUAAGGAGUGGGAAAAGCUUUGUAAAGAAUUUCAAUUGUUGGGUUCCCAUCAAUCAGAAGAUUCCAAUUCUGAACAAAACAGCUUGGACAGUGAUGAUGAUGUUGAUGAUGGCUCUAAGGUUCCUUCUGGAGAGUUCGAAGUGGGAAAAUUACUGGCCAUUUGUUAUGGUGACCCAAACAGUGUCAACAAACAUGGGCUGUAUUUUAAGGUAUAUAGACUUUAACCAAGAAUGACCUAUGAAUGUCUU
Camellia sinensis is the source of this 439-nucleotide messenger RNA. The record is from RefSeq and is a predicted model, not a curated record. NCBI's taxonomy places the organism in Eukaryota, Viridiplantae, Streptophyta, Magnoliopsida, Ericales, Theaceae.